AUGGCAGAGAACGGGGGAGAAAAGGUUUAUGCCGCGGCAACUGCCAAUCCUUAUGGACGAGUGGAUGAAGAGUUGGCCUCGGUCGCCCAAAGGGAAGAGCGUCGCAAGAAGCGAAUGAAGUAUGUUGCAUAUGGUGCGGCCUUUGUUGUGUUCCAAACUGCUGUUAUAUUGGUCUUCUCCCUCGUGGUGAUGAAGGUUAGGACGCCAAAAUUCCGCGUGAGGUCGGCCACAUUUCAGGAUUUCAAGGCUGCAACAUUGCCCACAAAUUCUUCCUUCAGUACCCAGAUGUUUGCAGAACUCUGUGUCAAGAAUCCGAACUUUGGUCGCUACAAGUACCAAGAUAGCACUGUUGAAUUCUUCUAUCAGAACUACAAGGUAGGGGAAGCUGCGAUUCCCAAGGGAAAGGCUAGUUUCAAAUCAACGAAGAAAUUCGCUGUUCCAGUGGACUUGUCCUCUACCAAUGUGCCCGGAGAUGUGCUUGGAAGUGAACUGAGUCAACACGCUUGGAUCCCUCUGACCAGUCGAGCAACGUUGAAUGGAAAAGUGAGGCUAAUGUUGAUUUUCACGAAGAAAAAGUCCACCAACAUGAGUUGCACCAUGAACCUCAAUACCUCCUCCAAGCAGCUCCAAGACUUGGAGUGUGUAUGA
Messenger RNA from Coffea eugenioides, 648 nucleotides. Its product is annotated as late embryogenesis abundant protein At1g64065-like. The coding region runs from base 1 to 648 and encodes 215 amino acids. The transcript has a single exon. Lineage: Eukaryota; Viridiplantae; Streptophyta; Magnoliopsida; Gentianales; Rubiaceae. The record is from RefSeq and is a predicted model, not a curated record.